Molecule: messenger RNA, 957 nt
Organism: Elgaria multicarinata webbii
Lineage: Eukaryota; Metazoa; Chordata; Lepidosauria; Squamata; Anguidae
Product: butyrophilin subfamily 2 member A2-like
Exons: 4
Coding region: 38-757 (239 amino acids)
Biological process (GO): T cell receptor signaling pathway; regulation of cytokine production
Cellular component (GO): external side of plasma membrane
Molecular function (GO): signaling receptor binding
Source: RefSeq, a predicted model, not a curated record
CUUGCUGCUCACAUUGCUUAUCUAUCAUGUUGAUGCCAUGGAUGAAUUCAAGGUGCGGCCCUUCGACAACACUUCUCUGCCCUGCCACUUCUCCUUUGUGGAUAGCACAGAUGGCUUGUCCUUCACCUGGGAGAGGGAAGAUAUAAAGGAAGAACAUGAAGUAGAAGAUAAAGAAUUUUACAAAUUUUUUGUUGGGCUUCAGGAUUUUUACCAAUUUUAUCCAAAGAUGAUAUACAGUUUUAGUGACAACAAGGAACAGGUGGAGGAGCGGAAUUCACUAUAUGAGGGAAGAGUCUGGGUAGAUGAGGAGGAGAUUCCUGAGGGCAGCCUGUCACUCAUGCUGGAGCAAGUUCAGUUUUCUGAUGAGGCCGUGUACAUAUGUAAGGCCAGUAAUGCAAGGGGCAGAGGAGAGAAAAAAAUGAAACUCAUUGUGGAAGAUGCUGAAGAGCCACAGGUGCAGUUCAGCACAGUCAAUGAUACACUUGUAGCAAAGUGCAUCUCAGCAGGCUGGUACCACAUGCCAAAGGUAACCUGGCGUAACCGCAAGGAAGAGGAUCUGUCCAGCUACUCCACAACCGAAAUCCUGGAAGAAAAGCGCGAUGGGUCUCAUAGGGUGGUGUCCAUCUUGAAAUACCCUGUAUUGCUCCAUGAGAUUUACACAUGUCACAUUGAAGAGGAAGACGUGCUCAACAGACCUGUUAGAUCCAUCCAUAAAGUCCCAAAGAGGAAAUACCAUAAUAUGUACAAUCACUAUUAGGAACUUCAACAGCUAGUCACAAGCCACCUGCGAAGGGAAGCUCUUACUGCUUUCAUCACAUGAAUUCUUCACUGUACGUGGAUGCAGCAGAAAGAAGGGAAAAAUACUCGACAAUAGGAUAGUAGAAACGUGAGAGGCUCUUUUCAUGCUUCUCCUCUUUGAUGAUUGAAUUAGAGACAGCAAAAACAAACCAUGUGAGA